GGAAAGCGCGGGGGCGGAGGCUGGCAGGGGGCGCUGGAGGCAGGAGCCGCCCGAGCGCUCCGAGCGCCCGAGGGUGCAGGAGGCUCUGAAACCGCGGCAGCGCCGCAAGCCUCCGGGGCCCGGGCGGCGGCUGGGCGGGGAGGUUGGGGGGGCGCUGCCGCCGCCGGGGGCGUCGCCGGCCUCAGCCCCUUUGUUCUCGCGCGCUCCCCCUGGCCGCCCACUCCCCUGCUGUCGCACGGCGGCUGCUCCUCCCGCCCGAGGCAGUCGGGCUCUGCGCCGGGGGCGGGAGGGGGCGGGGGGAGCGUGCCUGCCGCCGGGAGUGGGGGGCGAUGGCGAAGCUCCGGGUGGCUUACGAGUACACGGAAGCCGAGGACAAGAGCAUCCGGCUCGGCUUGUUUCUCAUCAUCUCCGGCGUCGUGUCGCUCUUUAUCUUCGGUUUCUGCUGGCUCAGUCCCGCGCUGCAGGAUCUGCAAGCCACGGCGGCCAACUGCACGGUGCUGUCGGUGCAGCAGAUCGGCGAGGUGUUCGAGUGCACCUUCACCUGUGGCGCCGAUUGCAGGGGCACCUCGCAGUACCCCUGCGUCCAGGUCUACGUGAACAACUCCGAGUCCAACUCCAGGGCGCUACUGCACAGCGACGAGCACCAGCUCCUGACCAACCCCAAGUGCUCCUAUAUCCCUCCCUGUAAGAGAGAAAAUCAGAAGAACUUGGAAAGUGUCAUGAAUUGGCAACAGUACUGGAAAGAUGAGAUUGGUUCCCAGCCAUUUACUUGCUAUUUUAAUCAAUUUCAAAGACCAGAUGAUGUGCUCCUGCAUCGCACGCAUGAUGAGAUUGUCCUCCUGCAUUGCUUCCUCUGGCCCCUGGUGACAUUUGUGGUGGGCGUUCUCAUUGUGGUCCUGACCAUCUGUGCCAAGAGCCUGGCAGUCAAGGCAGAAGCCAUGAAGAAGCGCAAGUUCUCUUAAAGGGGAGUCGGCUUAUAGGAAGCAAAGCACAGAAGCUGCACUCAUCUGCACACAUCUACCUGCAGAGCCUGCUUCCUGGCGCAGGAGAUGGAAGGGGCUGUGAGAGGUCUCUGAGAGGCUCCCCCUCAAUGAUAGCAGAAACAGGCACAACCGGAAGGCUUGGAACCUCAUAGAUUGUUUUCCAUGUGUUGUAGCGAUGGCUAAAGGGUCAAGCUGUAAGGAGUAUCUGUUUCAGAAAAUCCAAUAGAAGUUAAUUUUCUUCGGGAAGUAACAGUAUAUAAUUGUACAGUGUAGAAUACAAACCAUUAUGAUUUAUGCUACUUAAAAAUAUUAAAAGAGAGUUGUCUGUGUUCUUUUCUAUUUUCUUUUUUUAUGCUUAGAACACCAGGGUUUUAAAAAAGGGUCUUACGGGUUUCAUUUGAUUUUGCUAGAUUAAACUUUUACUUGGAGACAGGAAUUCCUGCACAAGUCUUGACCUCACAAUGUAAUCCCCAGUUUCCACUAUUAAAGAGUACCUUUUGACUCCUGCUUGAAAAAGGAAAACUGCACUGUUAACUCAGACUCCAGUCACUCCUGUGACUCUUCAGCAAGGAACCCUCAAAGAUUGGGAAAACAUUCUCCCCACUCGCCUUUGUUUUUCACCAGAUUAUUUCUUAAGAGAGGGAGAUGAUUCUGAACAAGGCCUGUCCUAGCUCUAAGAGGACUGUGCCUCUUUGUUCAUCUGUUCAGGUUAUUUUUGAUGGAUUUUAUCUCUGUGCAGUAGAAUGUACACGAUGUGAAGGACACUUUUCAGCUUAGUUAAAUGCUAUUUUCAUUUCUUUUUUCUUUUAGGUCAGAAAAAAAAAUAGUCAAAAUCAGUUAAACAUUUUAUUAUAUUUUCUUUGUCCUUCCUUGGAUGUUUUCAGUAUUAAAACGAAAAUAUUGCUGCAGUUGUUUCAUUUGCUUGGACACACCUGGAGAUGCAAGCCAGCUCACAUCACUCUGCUGAUGAGCUCUCUGUGCCUUUAUCAAAAAUUCACUGAGGAGACCAUACUUCUUUGCAUCUGUUCAUAAACUCAGAUUGCAAAUAUCAAUCACAGGUCUCAGUGAAUAUCAAACCUACCCUAUUUAUUUACCAUGUGGAAUCAAACCUUUGUUUAGAUGAGAUGUACAUUUUUGGUCAAGGAAAAACUGACAACAUAAUCUCUUUUUUGCUUUCUUCUAAUAUCCUUCAGACAUGCUUCUAUUAGAAUAAAGGCAAACUGGAAUUUAAGGGCAAGCUUCCCUCAGUUAUUUGUGCAGCAUUCCAAGAAAGAUACGUAUUAGUGGAAUGAUGAUUUCCUGAUUUUAAUCCACAUACCAGUGUUUUCUUAAUUCUAGAACGCAAGUAAUUGAGUGAGCCAUUGUCUUCUGUGGAAGACUAGGGUGUUGGGUGAUAUUUUUAUUCCAAUUCAAGUGUUACAGAUUUCACUGUGAAAAAGGCCUUGAACACACUAUUUAUGACAUCCUUUGAGGCAGCUACAGUGCCUUGACUUCAAUCCCAGUUUUCUGUUGCAGCAUCCCUGUUGUCUUAGCAACACAGUGAACCAUUCUGAAGCACAGAGUAACACGAAACUGGGAAUCAGAGAAAGUCACCUUUGCAUCACAAUGUGAGAGAUAAAGUCUACUUUAUCCAUUUUUAUCUUAACCCAAUAAUCUGUGAUGAAGUGAUUACAGGGAGUAGAUAAAAAUAGUGCAUCAACGUUUGUGUUGGUAAAAAGGGAAGGUGAUAUAUAUUGAUGAGUUUUUAUUUACCAGUUUUUUACUUAUCCAUUUAUAUUAACUAAAUGCUUCCAUUUAGGCUCAAAGAGUAUACCUGAUUAUAUUCUGUAGGCUGAUUUUUUGGAAAAAAGGAGAAGCAUGCUGAAUGACUGAGGUCACAUAUAGUUUUAAGGUCUUCCUUGCUUGUAGCCAGUUAAAUUUGAGGUUCUUUAUUAUACUUAUCAUAAAAGAUAGAAUUUGAAGGAACAAGAAGACAUUUUUAAGAUCAUAGAUGGUAAAGAAGUUUAACUUCUUAAUAUUUUAAUUUUCUUUUUUAUAUAAGCAAGGAAAUGGUAUAAGCUGCUAGAACAGAAACCCCAAAAUAUGAUGACUCAUGUAAGAUAGGAGUUGAUUUCUUUCUCAUAGAGCAAUCCGGAGGUAGUUGAGAAGUCCAGGACAGGGAGGAUAGCCUCUGUUUCAUAAGGUAAUCAAGGGAUCCAGAAUCUGUCUACCUUGUUGUCCUCUCAUUACCAAAUGUGUUAUUCUCCCCAUAGUCAAAGCUGGCUCAAAGAAGCACAGCCAGUUUGUAGCCUGUGAAAAGAGAGGAGUUUGGGAGCUAGCUGUUUCCUUUUAAGGAAGCUCCACCCAUCACUGUACUCAGAGUCCAUUCGUGAAUACUGACUACAUAACUAUACCUGGCUUCAAGGACUGCUGGAACAUGUUAUCUCCAGCUAGAUGGACAUAUGUCCUACUAAAACUCUGGGGGAAAAAAAAAAAAGGAGAGAGUGAAUACUACAGUAAAAGACAGGAAUGAUGGGCAGCUGUCCAUGGCCGGUGCCAUGAUGAACAUCUGAGCAGGGAUGACAAAGAUCUCUUGCCCUGGCAGGAUAUACAGUCCUUGGUAAGACUUUGCUCUCUGGGAGGAACUCCCUUGACCACUGCCUUCUGUGGCCUCUAAUUGACUUCCAGGAAAUUCUUGCUCUUCAGAUCACGUAGCCACGUACGCAACUUUUGGGAGGCGUCACAGCUUUUGCAGGCCCCUGCCUGCUGGUGGAGAUUUGUAGACCUAGAUUUCUUUAGAGACUGAACAAAUGUAGAUUUUUAUAGUUUAUAGGAUUGUUGUUUAAUUGACUGUUGUACGGAGUCUGACUCCAUUUUCGAUGUUUGACUGAUAACAGCUUUCCCUUUCUGCUCCCCAUUCCCUUUCCCCUUCUGUUCCACAUCUGGGCAAGCUGAUUAGAGAGCCUGGGUACCCCCUGCUUUGGACUGGCUGGGAAGUUCAAUCCACACAAGCCCUGGCCUGCUCGCAGGAAACCUCUCCCUGCCCCACACCCUAAGAAGAAUAAAAGCCAAGCGAGUCAAGUCAUUUUUGGAUCUACUCGGGAACUGCCCCACUCUCCCAGAAAGUGUCAUUCAUUAUGUGAAUAAUAAACCUUUUCAUACCCUCUU
Messenger RNA from Orcinus orca (killer whale), 4130 nucleotides. It is a transcript of the gene KCNMB4, whose product is annotated as potassium calcium-activated channel subfamily M regulatory beta subunit 4. The coding region runs from base 330 to 962 and encodes 210 amino acids. Gene Ontology annotation, biological process: detection of calcium ion; potassium ion transport. Gene Ontology annotation, cellular component: membrane; voltage-gated potassium channel complex. Gene Ontology annotation, molecular function: potassium channel regulator activity; calcium-activated potassium channel activity. NCBI's taxonomy places the organism in Eukaryota, Metazoa, Chordata, Mammalia, Artiodactyla, Delphinidae. The transcript has 3 exons. The record is from RefSeq and is a predicted model, not a curated record.